UUCCAGACACAAAUAUAGACUACAACACAGUAUGCUCUUAUUCUGGCACGGCACCAGGAGCGCUUCCGGUCACCGUCUCUGACUCCACUGCGCAUGUCUGCGCUGCAGCCUGCUGGAGGAUCCUCUGCAGCCGCCAGUCAGAGCACCUCUCCGGCUCUCCGGUGCUCCUCCUCGCGCCUCCUCACGCAGCGGAUCGGACUACAGACCGGAAGUGCUGCUGCGCAUCACCGCGGGGCGGGGCGCUGUCAGCGGGAGAGUCAUCUCAACGCCGACGGCCGGUUCACCAGUGGGGAUUAUUCUCCGUAGGGUGGAAGGUGGACGUUGUGUGUGUGUGUGUAGGUGUGUGUGUAGGUGUGUGUGUGUGUGUGUGUAUAACGACAUUACACGCUGACGGCCGAGCGAGCGGCGCGCGCAGCUCAGCCGGUGAUGGCUGCAGGUGGAUGGCCCACCUGACGCUCCGCCGCGCGCCUCCCGUUCAUCCGGAGCUCUGACGAAGUGGCACAGCCGAGCCGAGCCGAGCCAUGCUUCCGGGGGUCGGGGUGUUCGGCACCAGCCUGACCGCCAGGGUCAUCAUCCCGCUGCUGAAGAACGAGGGCUUCGCGGUGACGGCGCUGUGGGGCCGCACGCCGGAGGAGGCGGAGGAGCUGGCGGCGGAGAUGGACGUCCCGUUCUACACGAACCGGAUCGACGACGUGCUGCUGCACCAGGACGUGGACCUGGUCUGCAUCAACCUGCCGCCGCCGCUCACGCGCCAGAUCGCGGUCAAGACGCUGGGAAUUGGAAAGAACGUCAUCUGCGACCGGACAGCAACGCCUCUGGAUGCCUUCCGGAUGAUGUCGGCGGCCCAGUAUUACCCCAAGCUGCUGAGCAUUAUGGGAAAUGUGUUACGCUUCUUGCCGGCCUUCGUCCGAAUGAAGGAGCUGUUAGAGGAGGGGUACAUCGGGGAGCUGCUGGUCUGCGAGGCGCAGGUCCACAGCGGUAGUCUCCUGGGGAAGAAAUACAACUGGAGCUGCGAUGACCUGAUGGGAGGCGGAGGUCUGCAUUCGGUGGGCAGUUACAUCAUCGACUUGCUUACGUUUCUGACCGGUCAGCGCGCAGCAAAGGUCCACGGUUUCCUCAAGACCUUCGUCAAACAGACGGACCACAUCCAGGGCAUCCGGCAGAUCACCAGCGACGACUUCUGCACCUUCCAGAUGGAACUGGAGGGCGGCGCCUGCUGCACCGUCACGCUCAACUUCAACAUGCCCGGGGAUUUCCGUCAGGAGGUGAUCGUCGUGGGGACGGUCGGGAGGUUAACGGUCACGGGGACCGACCUGUACGGACAGAAGAACUGCGCAGACGGAGAGAGCGGCGGCGGCCCUGAACUCCUGCUCAGAGACACCACGCCUCUUGAGAAGGCCUCCUUGCCGGAGAAGGCCUUCAGUGACAUUCCGUCCCCGUACCUCACCGGAACGAUCCGUAUGAUCCAGGCUGUGCGGCAGGCCUUCCAGGACCAGGACGACAGGCGGACGUGGGACGGGAGGCCCCUGACCAUGGCCGCUACCUUUGAGGACUGUCUUUACGCUCUUUGCGUGGUGGAUACCAUCAAGAAAUCCAACCAGUGUGGAGAGUGGCAGAACAUUGUGGUGAUGACGGAGGAACCGGAGAUCAGCCCGGCCUACUUGAUCAGCGAGGCCAUGCGGCGGAGCCGGAUGUCGCUCUACUGUUAGCGUCCGGCCGACGGGGCAACCCUUUGUUGGAACGUUAUUCAUUCAGCUUCCAGGUUCAGUUCUCAAGUUCCUCACCCGGUCCCUCUCUAUGGCUACGAGACACGAUGAUGCUGAGAGUGCUGGUCUCCUGAAGCCUUUUCUUUUUUGCUUUUAAAAGAAGACUUGAAUCUUUCUAAGGAGAAACACUUGUAAUUCAAACUGUUCUCGAACGGAGCAGGGAGUGAAACUAUUGACCAUAAGGGUAUGGCGCCUCUCCUUUCAAUGAACUAUGACCUCCUGACACUGGGCCGACCGAGGACAGCCAUGAGCGCUCGUCCUCUCAGUAGAAGCUGUGCCGCCGUGGUGUUGCUGUCGUCUCAAGUAUGUGCUAGUUUUACCAAGUGAAUGUUUUAAGAAGAAACGUUGCCUGUAUCUUCCUGCUCUGUAUGCUUCCUGUGUGUGAAACCACAAAGAAAAUAAAUCAAGUUUGUCUGGUGGGUUUUUCAGAAGGUUUCCCUCUGGUUCACAAGGCCUCCGUCAGCAGGAACCACUGUUAUACAGUAUAAACAUAUGGAGUACAGACAGUGAUGGAUGGACUUACAACUCGUUACUACUAAUAAUAAUUGAGUCUCUUCGAGCUCCAGUUCACCAAACAGGACCAGGACUCACCAGCCUUAUCCUCAGAACCAGUGACCCGGGUCAGGAGAGUGAAGGUCCUCGGUGAUGGAGGCUUCAGGUUCACAUCACCCUGAGCCUACAGCUGAGUGGACGGAGGCCUGACCCACCAGCUCCUCCCACCAGGCCAACGCUGAGACGCUCUGCAGCUCAAGCUGUCGCCGAGCGCCGGCUCAGCAGGUGGGCUCCCCCGUUGUCCAACAGCACUUUAAAGGCUUAUGGACUUAGGGACGAUAUUUAUGAAAUGAGGACGGCCUGAAUUCAUGUCAGGAGUUCAACUUGAUGGAAGAUCAAAGGUUACUGAGCCGACACCGGGAAGCAGGAAGAAGCCUCCUGCCUCAUGAUGAGUACACAUCCUCCAUGGGCAGUUCAUGAUGGGCUGUGAUCGUCUGCUUUGGGCUGAUGUCCUUUGUGUGUCCCCUCUGACACCUUGACAAUGGUUUAGCCCACCGGUCCUACAUCUCGUCUUCUGCAGAGGACAAAUCAAACCAAUAAGAUUCAGACAAGGUUCAUCAUUGUUUCCACACGCGACUCCACAUUAUCCACUUCCUGCCCCCGUUAUUAAUGUUUAUUAAUCUCUGACGUCUCAGCAGGGAGGCGGGAGGCAGCGUCUCUGAGUGUUCACUGAGUGGUUCAUCGAGACAGUAAAAUAUGACGAGUCAAACUUUGUGUUAUUGUGCUUUGAUUUAUUUUAAAUGUUGACUGAUUUGUUCCGUUAUAUUUUGUUAUUAUUAAAAAGUGGUUCCAUGUCAGCGA
This is a messenger RNA of Pseudoliparis swirei, 3119 nucleotides long. It is a transcript of the gene gfod1, whose product is annotated as glucose-fructose oxidoreductase domain containing 1. Gene Ontology annotation, molecular function: nucleotide binding. The transcript has 3 exons. Lineage: Eukaryota; Metazoa; Chordata; Actinopteri; Perciformes; Liparidae. Bases 522 to 1709 code for a protein of 395 amino acids. The record is from RefSeq and is a predicted model, not a curated record.